Gloeophyllum trabeum ATCC 11539 is the source of this 2309-nucleotide messenger RNA. Its product is annotated as tetrapyrrole biosynthesis, 5-aminolevulinic acid synthase. NCBI's taxonomy places the organism in Eukaryota, Fungi, Basidiomycota, Agaricomycetes, Gloeophyllales, Gloeophyllaceae. Gene Ontology annotation, cellular component: mitochondrion. Gene Ontology annotation, molecular function: 5-aminolevulinate synthase activity; pyridoxal phosphate binding. Gene Ontology annotation, biological process: heme biosynthetic process. The record is from RefSeq and is a predicted model, not a curated record. The coding region runs from base 33 to 2087 and encodes 684 amino acids. The transcript is spliced from 3 exons.
GCACCUUCGCUACGCCCCCCGAUCCCCCCACCAUGGACCGUCUCUCGUCCCUCAGCCGCUUCAAAGGCAUGUGCCCCUACCUGGGCCGCACAAAGCAGUCCACCCUCCGCUCCCUGUGCACCGCGACGUCGCCAAAGUACCCUACGCUUAACAAGCUCACCGAGAAGGCGACCCAGUGCCCGGUGCUCGGCCCCGUCCUCUCCGUGCGCUCCAAGCAAGUCGUAGCAGGCUACGCCUCCCUUGCCGGCACCGCUGAUGUCAAGAAAAUACACGAACAGAAGGGAGUUCAUCUCCCCGACAACGCUGCCAGCGCCGACAUUAGUAUGUGCCCGCACGCGUCCGCCGCCGCUAGGGCUGCGCGCAUGGCGGAGGACCUCGCUGCUGCCAAACGCAAGGCCGCUGCGAAGGCUGCCCAUGCUGGUCAGGCCAAGGGUGACGCUACCGCAGCGGCUGCGGCUGCUGCUGGCUGCCCCUUCCAUGCUGCUGCCGCCGAGGCCAGCAAGGCACCCAAGAAACAGGCCAAGCCUGGCCUCUUCGAUUACGAGAAGUUCUACAACGAGGAGAUUGAGAAGAAGCAUAAAGACGCUUCUUACCGCUACUUCAACAAUAUCAAUCGCCUUGCUAAGAAGUUCCCCAUCGCUCAUACCAGCGACCCGAAGGACGAAGUCGAAGUAUGGUGCGCCAAUGACUAUCUAGGCAUGGGGAACAACCCCGUGGUUAUAGAGACUAUGCAUCGCACCCUCGACAAGUACGGCCAUGGUGCUGGAGGCACUCGUAACAUAGCAGGAAACGGUGCCUGGCAUCUCGGUUUGGAAGCUGAGCUAGCAGCCUUGCACCGCAAACCCGCCGCCUUGGUCUUCUCUUCCUGCUACGUCGCCAAUGACGCUACACUGGCGACCCUCGGUUCCAAACUUCCCAACUGCGUAUUCUUCUCGGACUCCAUGAACCACGCGUCCAUGAUCCAGGGCAUCCGUCACUCCGGCGCCAGGAAAGUUAUCUUCAAGCACAACGACCUGCAGGACUUGGAGGCGAAGCUCGCUUCGUUCCCCAAAGACACGCCCAAGAUCAUCGCGUUCGAGAGUGUGUACUCGAUGUGCGGGUCCGUCGGGCCCAUUAAGGAGAUCUGCGACCUGGCCGACAAGUAUGGCGCAUUGACGUUCUUGGAUGAGGUUCAUGCCGUCGGUUUGUACGGACCCCGCGGCGCCGGUGUUGCUGAGCACCUCGACUUCCAGGCGCAUCUCGCUGCCGGCCAGUCCCCCGCUCCCAUCCCUGGCACCGUCAUGGACCGCAUCGACAUUAUCACCGGCACUCUGGGCAAGGCGUACGGCGCCGUCGGCGGGUACAUCGCCGGCUCAACCGAGUUCGUCGACAUGAUCCGCUCGUACGCGCCCGGUUUCAUCUUCACGACCUCGCUUCCCCCCGUUACCGUCGCCGGCGCGCACGCGAGUGUGCGGUACCAGAUGGAGUGGAUGGGCGACCGGAAGCUUCUUGGUUUGAACGUCCGCGCGUUGAAGAAGCGCUUCGCGGAGAGGGAUAUCCCCGUUGUACCUGGUCCCAGUCACAUCACACCCGUCCUCGUCGGUGACGCUGCGCUUGCGAAGGACGCGUCGGACUACCUCCUCGCGAAACAUGAUAUUUACGUGCAGGCCAUCAACUACCCGACGGUGGCUCGCGGCGAGGAGCGUCUCCGCGUCACGAUCACGCCGAGACACACGCAGGAGCAAAUGGAGAAGCUCGUCGACGCUGUUGAUGAUACUUUCAACACGCUCGGGAUCAAACGCUUGCAAGACUGGAAGGCUCUCGGCGGGCGCGCCGGCGUCGGCCUGCCGGACGACCAGGUCAAGCCCAUCAAGGACAUCUGGAACGACGAGCAACUCGGCCUGUUGGACGGGAGCGCGCCAAAGCAGCUCAGGGCCGGCGAAAAGCACUACGUCGACCAGCGCGCGGUCAUGGUUACCCGUAGCCGAUUCGAGAAGCUCCUGGGCAAGGUGGAGGAGGCGCCGAAGUUGAGGGCUGGUGCCCCGCUGGGCCUGGUGGACGCCCGGGCGACGGCUGCUGCUGCGACAGUCGUCGCCGCUGCGGCGUGAUACUAACAGGCUUGACUGCGAGCGUAUAUUUUUGGUUCUUUCGCUCUUGCCGUUUCCUUCGUAUGUCGUCGUCGAAAUUCUUGCAAUAUCUCGUGUUCCUAGUGGUUUUCGCAAAACUUCAGGGCAUUGUAGGCUAUUGGCAACUGAAUGUUAUUGGAGAUGUUGUUCGAGUACGUGUUGCUUGUGUACUGUCAAAUACAAAUUGGGAAGAGGUUGGCAGUG